Molecule: messenger RNA, 1199 nt
Organism: Corticium candelabrum
Lineage: Eukaryota; Metazoa; Porifera; Homoscleromorpha; Homosclerophorida; Plakinidae
Product: WD repeat domain phosphoinositide-interacting protein 4-like
Exons: 11
Coding region: 27-1067 (346 amino acids)
Biological process (GO): protein localization to phagophore assembly site; protein lipidation; nucleophagy
Cellular component (GO): phagophore assembly site membrane; cytosol; extrinsic component of membrane
Molecular function (GO): protein binding; phosphatidylinositol-3-phosphate binding; phosphatidylinositol-3,5-bisphosphate binding
Source: RefSeq, a predicted model, not a curated record
CAGCUCUGCUUACGCUUGCGACGCCAAUGGAAAGACGUAGCGGCAUUGUCGAGCUUAGAAUGAACCAGGAACAAUCCUGUUUCGUGUGUGGCACAGACAACGGCAUCAGUGUGUUUAACUUGGAUCCUCUGAUGAGAAAGACAAGAGUUGAUUUCGAUGAAGUUGGUUCGGUCAGUCGAGUCGAGAUGCUUCACAGAACAAACAUCAUUGCUUUCAUCGGAGGAGGACAGGCACCAAAAUUUGGCAACAAGCAAGUUUUGGUGUGGGAUGAUGUGAAGAAGAAGGUUGUUCUUCAGUUUACGUUUGAAGCUCCGGUGAAGUCGGUGCGUCUCACACUAGACAGGCUUGUUGCAGUGUUGGAACACAAACUCUACAUUUACAGCUUUCCGAAUUCACCGAGAUUGUUGAAGACAAUAGAUCGUGUUGGAAAUACAUUAGGUUUGUGUGAGAUUAGCAUGAGUCACAGCAAACAAUUAAUGGCUUUUCCAGGUUUCCAACCUGGCCAGUUGGAAAUUAUGGAUCUCAGAACAAUCGAUUCCCAUCAUGCUACUGCUUCCUCUACCAUCAUUGCUGCUCACAAAACUUCCAUUAGCUUCAUAACUUUUAAUCGCAAAGGCACCAGAGUGGCAACCGCAUCAAUCAAAGGCACUUUGAUACGAGUGUUUAGCACAACGACAAAGGAGUUGGAGACCGAGUUACGCAGAGGAUCAGACACUGCAUUGUUUUACAGCAUUUCGUUUAGUAAUGACGAUGAGUAUCUUUGUGCGAGCAGCGACAAAGGGACGAUUCACAUAUUUGCGCUUAAAGAUCGGGCACUGAAUAAGAGAUCGACGUUUAGGGCAGUCGGUUUCAUUGCUCCAUAUGUCGACUCUCAGUGGGGUCUCGCCCAAUUCUCAGUCCCACCAGAAAGCAAAUGCUUAUGCGGAUUCACAGCAAAGAAUUCAGUCUACGCUAUCUGUGCAAACGGGACGUUCCAUCAGUACAAGUUUACCAAGUCGGGCAGUUGCAGUCGCGAAUCGUUCGACGUGUUCACGGACAUCGGAUUCGAUCAAGACCUCGACAUCUAAAUGUAAACUAGUAGGAUACCGAGACGUACAUGUAUACAGUAGACCUAUACAAACGUAGACUAUAAAUUAAUUACCAGAUUACUCUAUUUUAUCACAUUAAUAUCAAUCUCCAUUUUAUGCAAAUUACUUCAA